AAGAGCGACGGCGACGGCGGCCCAUAGCCAAGGGAGGGCGGGACUUCCGGCCGUGCGGAACCCAAUAAGUAGACGCCGGCCGGCGGCCCGUGCGGACGCCUCCGCCCCUUAGGCGUCCGACUCCCGCCUCUAGCUUCACCUCCUACCGCCGCCGUUGCUGCUUCCCGCGGCCUGGGCCUCCGCCGAAAGCAUGCCGCACGCCUUCAAGCCCGGGGACUUGGUGUUUGCCAAGAUGAAGGGCUACCCGCACUGGCCGGCCCGGAUUGAUGACAUUGCUGAUGGUGCCGUGAAGCCCCCACCCAACAAAUACCCCAUCUUCUUCUUUGGAACGCAUGAAACGGCCUUCCUCGGACCCAAGGACCUGUUCCCCUAUGACAAGUGCAAGGACAAGUACGGAAAGCCCAACAAGAGAAAAGGCUUCAAUGAGGGGCUCUGGGAGAUCCAGAACAACCCCCACGCUAGCUAUAGUGCACCUCCGCCCGUGAGCUCCUCUGACAGUGAGGCCCCUGAAGCCGACCUGAGUGGUGGCAGCGACGCCGACAAGGACAAAGAAGCCCGGAGGGUCAUGACUGUGACAGCUGUGACCACCACAGCCACCAGUGACAGGAUGGAGAGCGAUUCCGACUCUGACAAGAGCAGUGAUCACAGUGGCCUGAAGCGGAAGACACCAGUCUUGAAGAUGUCAGUUUCCAAACGAGCUAGAAAAGCCUCUAGCGACCUGGAUCAGGCCAGUGUAUCCCCAUCGGAAGAGGAUUCCGAGAGCCCAUCUGAGUCGGAGAAGACCAGUGACCAGGAUUUUACCCCAGAAAAGAAGACAGUGGCCCGGGUGCCACGACGGGGUCCUCUGGGAGGACGCAAGAAGAAGAAGGUGCCAUCAGCCUCGGAUUCAGACUCCAAAGCCGACUCGGAUGGGGCCAAGGAGGAGCCUGUGGUUGCAGCACAGCCGUCUCCAUCCUCCUCCUCGUCCUCCUCAUCCUCCUCCUCAGACUCAGAUGUGUCCGUCAAGAAACCUCCUCGAGGCAGAAAGCCAGCUGAGAAGCCACCCCCCAAACCCCGAGGGCGGAGACCAAAGCCAGAACGACCACCUUCCACCUCCAGCAGUGACAGUGACAGUGACAGUGGUGAGGUGGACCGCAUCAGUGAGUGGAAGAGACGUGAUGAGGAGCGAAGGCGCGAGCUGGAGGCUCGGAGGCGACGGGAGCAAGAGGAAGAGCUCCGGAGACUUCGAGAACAGGAGAGGGAAGAGAAGGAGCGGCGCAAAGAGCGGGCAGAGCGUGGGGGCAGCAGUGGGGAGGAGCUGGAGGACGAGGAGCCUGUGAAGAAACGUAGCCGCAAGACUCGGGGCCGGGGCACACCAUCCUCCUCUGACUCAGAGCCCGAGGGGGAGCUUGGGAAAGAGGGAAAGAAGUUGGCCAAGAAGUCCCACCUGCCAGGCUCAGAGUCUGCAAGGAAGCCUGGGCAGAAGGAGAAAAGAGGGCGGCCAGAUGAGAAGCCACGAGCCAGGCCCGUGAAGGUGGAGCGGACACGGAAGCGGUCAGAGGGUCUCUCACUGGACAGGAAGGGGGAGAAGAAGAAAGAACCUUCUGUAGAGGAGAGACUGCAAAAGCUGCACAGCGAGAUCAAAUUUGCACUGAAGGUUGACAACCCAGAUGUGAGGAGGUGUCUGAGUGCACUGGAAGAACUGGGGACCCUGCAGGUAACCUCUCAGAUCCUUCAGAAGAACACAGAUGUGGUAGCAACACUGAAGAAGAUUCGCCGGUACAAAGCCAACAAGGAUGUGAUGGCAAAGGCAGCAGAAGUCUACACCCGGCUCAAGUCGCGGGUCCUAGGGCCGAAAGUUGAGGCUCUCCAGAAGGUGAACAAGGCUGGAGCCGAGAAGGAACGGGCCGAUGGCGAGAAGGUGGAGGAACAGCCGGGGGAGCAGGCUCCCAGAGAGCUGGCAGAAGAUGAGCCCAGCACCGAUCGGUCAGCACCUGUGAAUGGUGAGGCCACAUCCCAGAAGGGGGAGAACACGGAAGAUAGAGCACGGGAAGACGGGCAGGACUCGGAGGACGGCCCCAGGGGUGGCUCCUCAGAAGAGCUGCAUGACCCACAGGACAGCUCCGACCCCGCAAGGCCUGGGAACGAGCAUCAGGACCAUGAGAGGACACGGCUGGCCUCUGAGUCUGCUGCUGAUGACAGUGAGGACAGCUGAGCCCCAGCCACUGUGGCCAUGUGCCAUGUCCGUCCCCAGCCUCCCAGGGAAGUGCUGCGCUGUUUGUAUUUGUGGCCUGGGCUUUUCUGCCUAGUUCUGUGAUUUCAAUUGACAUGAAAUGGCUAUAAAGAAUUUUGUAAUGAAAAAGAAACAGCUUUUAUUGGCUUGGUGUUCUGAUAUGAAAUGCAGCUAGGCUAGGGCCAGGGCACUGUGCCUGACAAAGGGUUUAGGUGCUGGCCUCCAAGAGCAGUGUGGAGAGCCAGACCUGACUUCAGGGCAGGGCUCAUACCCACAGGCUGGCAGAGCUCUUCCUGCAGCCAGUGGCCUGUUCUACCAGCAUGAGUAAAGCAGACACUAAGGACAGCUCAAGAGGGGAGAGGUCCAUCAGCAGCUGUGCAGAGACCCUCAGAUGGGACCAACAUAGUGCCUCUGGGGCAGCUCGCCCUCUGGGCUGGAGUGUUGCAGUCCACAGCAUCCCAGCCUCCUUUCACUGUGUGGCUUUGAGCAGGGGCUGCCCCACUCUUCUGUGUUCCCAGUGGGCUCACAAGUUGGGUGCAUGCUUCCAGUAUCCUGCCUCAAUAGCCACCAAUAAUUGGGCAUGAUGUAAUGAGGCUCAUGCCAUCUGUUGAAAGGCUUAGCCACAGGCUCUGAGCCCAGUGUUUGCCAGUGGCUGUAUUUAGUGUCACCAUGAUGCUGACAUGGCAGAAGGACAGGGAAAGGCCCCUGGCUGUCUCUAUCAUGGUGUUCCUUGGCCAUAGCUAGCCCAGCCCUGAAGUUUGUGGACAUUGCUAUUUUCCAAGAGUGCAGAUAAAGGAGCUGGAAGGUUGGGGUCACUAGCACUGCUGGGGUUCAGGGAUGGCUGGGCUGUGGCCUUAGCCUGUUGGUGAGGCAGUGCCCCAGCAUCUUGUUUGCUUGCAUCUUGGGUGCAUGGGGCAAGGGAGAUGAGCCGCCACCUGCCCGUUUCCCUACUCAGCACAGUCUCCAACCCUAGGCUGCAGGCCAUGUGCCUGCACACAUCACAGCUACUCAUUCAGUCUCCGUGCAGUGGUACGUGUAUGACUCGUUUUCUCAGCAGACUGGGGUGUGUGGCUGUGUGCAGCUUUUCUCCCUGCUAAGAAUCAGAAGCGGCUACAGGAGCUUACUUCAGCGGCUAGUUUGGAGGAGGGGACAUUGGUUUUUGGAUAUAGCAGGAGCUGUGGCUGGUUUCAAAUUCACUUUCCGAGGACCUUCUGCUCCCGCUCAAUCCAGAGCUUUGUGGAAGUACAGCCA
This is a messenger RNA of Arvicanthis niloticus (Nile rat), 3463 nucleotides long. It is a transcript of the gene Hdgfl2, whose product is annotated as HDGF like 2. The record is from RefSeq and is a predicted model, not a curated record. Lineage: Eukaryota; Metazoa; Chordata; Mammalia; Rodentia; Muridae. Gene Ontology annotation, molecular function: histone H3K27me3 reader activity; histone H3K9me2/3 reader activity.